Messenger RNA from Hypanus sabinus (Atlantic stingray), 3857 nucleotides. Its product is annotated as NACHT, LRR and PYD domains-containing protein 12-like. Bases 114 to 2528 code for a protein of 804 amino acids. Lineage: Eukaryota; Metazoa; Chordata; Chondrichthyes; Myliobatiformes; Dasyatidae. The record is from RefSeq and is a predicted model, not a curated record. The transcript has 7 exons. Gene Ontology annotation, molecular function: protein binding. Gene Ontology annotation, cellular component: cytoplasm.
CACUGUCUGCUUGUUGUGAAAUUUAGAGCCUCACCAGCAGUUGGAGCUGUCCUGCAGAGCGACCAAAGUGUAAACAAGACGACGACAAUCAACAAUCGUCAGUCAGAAUCAGAAUGGACAAAGAGCCAGAGUUUACAAUCUCCGACAUCCUGGCACAGGGGGAGGAAUAUCGACUGUACCAACUGACAAAGUUCUACAGGGACAGACUCAAACAAGCAAUUGAAGAAAAGGUUGAGAGACUGGGUUGGAUGUUGACAAAGGAGGGACAUUUCAGUAGAGAAGAAAAUGAGAAAGUCACUGAGCUGACAGAGAAGGGAAACCGGGCAGAGAGUUCCAGACUCUUCCUCAGUCUGGUGAAUGGCAAAGGCUCCCGGGCCCGGAGGGCGAUGUGGGAAUCCUUCCUGAUGUGGAGGACUGAGUUACCGAAGUUGGACAGAAUACUGAGGGAAAUACAGGAACUCGGUCCUGAUCCACAAGAAUACUUCAACAUCGGCCAAGGUUUAUCUGAAUUACCCACUCAGCUGAUAGAUGUUCAACAGAAACACAAGGAGACUCUGCGGGCACAAACUGAAACACUGAGAGUGAACACGAUCCUGAUGACGGAGAAGGUGAAGGUUUUCCAGCUGGCUGAUCGAUACGCUGAGCUCACGGUCAUUUCUACUGUUCGAGAUCAGACACUGGUGGAACAUGAGCUGCUGGCAAGAGGCAGAGACCAUGAGGAUUAUAGAGAGGAACAACUCCGCAGACAGCUGGAAAAAAUCCGGACUGAUCAGUUAUUCCAGAGCAGCUUUUCCCGGAGUAAAUCCAAAUCUGGGAGUUCAGCAGCAGUGGCCGGAGUCCCGGGGAUCGGGAAAACUACGAUGGUACAAAAGAUUGUUUAUGACUGGGCCACGGGGAAAAUAUACCAACAAUUCCAGUUUGUCUUCAGUUUCAAAUUCCGAGAUUUAAACAGUAUUGACUGUCGAAUAAACCUGAAGGAACUGAUUCUGGAUCAGUAUCCUUACUUUGGGAAUAUCCUGAGAGAAGUCUGGAAGAACCCAGAGGGAUUACUGUUUAUAUUUGAUGGUUUGGAUGAAUUCAAACACAAAAUCGAUUUUGCGGACAGUCGGAGAGAUACAGAACCAAAGCACCAGUGCCCAGAUCCCGAGUGGUGGUGUGAAGUGUCUGACAUUGUGUACAGUUUAAUCCAGGGCAAGCUGCUCCCAGGGUGUUCAGUGCUGGUGACCACCCGUCCCACUGAGUUACAUUUGUUGGAAAAGGCGAAUAUCAGUGUCUGGGCUGAAAUCCUGGGAUUUGUUGAUGAGGAACGGAAGGAAUAUUUCAUCAGACAUUUUGAAGAUCAGACGGUGGCGGAAGCUGUUUUCAAUUAUGUGAAGGAGAACGAGAUCCUGUACACCAUGAGCUACAACCCCUCCUACUGCUGGAUCCUCGCUCUGGCACUGGGCCCCUUCUUCACACAAAGAGUCAGGGACCCACAGCGAGUUCCCAAGACCAUCACCCAACUGUACUCCUACUAUAUUUAUAACAUCCUGAAAAACCACGGCCGUGAGAUUGAGAGACCCCGUGAUGUGUUUCUCAGGGUUGGUCAGAUGGCCUUCAGAGGAGUGUCCGAGAAGAAGAUUGUGUUUACAGAUGGAGAUUUGGUCAGCUACAGUCUGCAGCCUUCCCAGUUCCUGUCCGGGUUCCUGAUGGAGCUUUUGGAGAGAGAGGAUUCUGCCUGGAGCGUGGUGUACACAUUCCCACACCUCACCAUCCAAGAGUUUGUAGCUGCAGUCGCACAAUUCCUGACUAUACAUCCCAGGGAAAUCCAGAAAUUCCUGACUGAUACACACAACAGGAGAGAUGGACAAUUUGAGGUAUUUUUCCGUUUUGUUGCUGGUCUCUCCAACCCAAUGACAGCUCCGGGCCUGGAGGAGAUUCUGGGUCCAUUUCCUCAUGAAACAACCUGCCGGGUGAUUGACUGGGUGAAGGAGGAAGUUAAACGCCAGAGUGGAAACACGGGGAGUGAAGCUGGUAAAAGGAGCCUCCUGAACACAUUGCACUACCUGUUUGAGUCUCAGAAUCGUGGACUGGCUCAGGACGCACUGGGAUCUGUGAAAACACUUUCAUUCCGUGGAAUGACGGUGAACCCGAUUGACUGCGCGGUCCUGUCUCAUGUCAUCGGACACUGCGAUACAAUAAAACAUCUCGACCUGGAGGGCUGCCACAUUCAGUGUGAAGGAAUCCAGCGGCUGGGUCCCGGGCUGCACAAGUGCCAGGAGCUGAGCCUGAACGAUAAUGAACUGGGGGAUUCAGGAGUGAAACUGGUGUCUGCGGCUCUGAGGAACUCGGAGUGUAAAAUACAGAGACUGUGGCUGAGGGAUGUCGGUCUCACAGAUUCUGGUGCCGAGGAUCUCGUCUCCGCUCUCAGUACAAACCCAUCACUGACGGGGCUGAACCUGAGUGAUAAUAAACUGGGGGAUUCAGGAGUGAAACUGGUGUCUGCGGCUCUGGGGAACCCAGAGUGUAAAAUACAGAGACUGUGGUAAGUACCAGACUGUGGGAGAUUGUGUUUACAGUCACUGGGUGUCUGACACUGAACAUUAAUGUGAUCAGUAAUUGUGUUACUGAUAAACACUGGGGAUUUGUACCGUCUCCUGUCUCUCUGUGUCCUUCACCCUCACUCUCUCUCAUCUCCAGGCUGUGGGGUGUCGGUCUCACAGAUUCUGGUGCCGAGGAUCUCGUCUCCGCUCUCAGUACAAACCCAUCACUGACGGAUCUGGACCUGGGAUACAACUCUCUGACAGACCGAUCUGUCCCCGCUCUCCGCCGCCUCAUACUGACCCACCCGAGUCUGCAGUGGAUCUGGUGAGUGUUUGUGUUAAUGUUCAAUGUGAUAAAAUAUCAGCGGAUCCGCGGGUUUUCUGGUGAUAUUUGUCUGUGAGUGUUGUUGAAACAUUAACCCCGGUCCCCCGUUACUGACACUGUUGUGUGAUCUGUUUAUUUCAUCUUUAUUCUCCCAUCUGUUUCAGGCUGCGGGUGAAUCGGUUCAGUGAGACCGGGAUGAAGGAACUGAGAUCUCUACAGGAACCCAGACCCGGACUGAUGGUGGAUCUGUGAACAUCUGAAUGUGGUGAAUCGGUUCAGUGAGACCGGGAUGAAGGAACUGAGAUCUCUACAGGGACCCAGACCCGGACUGAUGGUGGAUCUGAAUGUGUGAACAUCCCCGCCCGCGGGAUGGGGACAUUUGGCCGACUCCCCGCCCUCCCCUUUAACUCCCGCCCUUACCUUUAACGGCCGCGCGCCGGGACUGAUUCCCAACGGUUUUAACGGAACCGGCUCGGGCCUCGCGCUGUGUGCGUCGCUCGCAGCGGUCCCGCAGUGACGUGUUUCCGCCUGUUGUCCGGCGGGGCAGCUUCCGCCGGAAGUGCGUGGAGGAGACUCCCCACGUGACUCCCCGGGGAAUUACCCGGACAGGAAGAGCCCGGGGUCCGGGGCUCAGUCUGGGACACCGGUGUCCCGGGGUGGGGGGGAUGGUCCCGGGAGAGAAUCCUUUUGCCCCCUUUGCUGAGGACGGUGCAUUCGGCAGCCUGGCCGAUAUAAUGAUGUUAAAUGGACAAAUCCCUCGGCAGUGACCCUGGAUCUGCAGCGAUCCCGGACACGGCCCCGAAGUGUGAUUUUAUAAUCAGUUUUAUAAUUUUAUAAUCAGUUCCCCGAUGCAGAGUGACGGUGAGAAACGGGACUGGUUAUUAUUCAACCGGUCACCCCUUGUCGCCGGUCAGUUAAUUGUGUGUGACUGUCAGCAGAUUAUUUAUUACCGCACGUUAGCAGCUCACACAUUGUUUCAUUGAUAUUUCUCAUAAAAAUCAAUAAACCAC